Peronospora matthiolae is the source of this 306-nucleotide messenger RNA. NCBI's taxonomy places the organism in Eukaryota, Oomycota, Peronosporomycetes, Peronosporales, Peronosporaceae. The record is from the annotation of a GenBank genome assembly.
AUGCACGCAGAACUCGAGGAAAUGGACCAGGAUUUCAGAGCCGUCCAGUUCAUCGUGCCGAAGGGCCAUCAGGGCGGAACCGUGCGACAUUGCCCCCGCAGGUGGAUCAAGUACAGCUUGAUGAGUGAGCGUCCCGGGUGCCGUGGUGGCGAGUCGAAUUCAGGCGCACUUUGUGUAAAAGAGGUCGCAGAAGAACGCCAACACGUGGACCGGACUAUACACGCGCUUCCAGUGGUCGAGCAGGCUCUCAGUAACAGGCUCACCCCCGUUGUCGUAGUCAGGAUUUACACCAUUCAAGUGGUCUAG